Messenger RNA from Dromaius novaehollandiae (emu), 2725 nucleotides. RefSeq names its product solute carrier family 25 member 16 (gene SLC25A16). Gene Ontology annotation, cellular component: mitochondrial inner membrane. Lineage: Eukaryota; Metazoa; Chordata; Aves; Casuariiformes; Dromaiidae. The record is from RefSeq and is a predicted model, not a curated record. Gene Ontology annotation, molecular function: coenzyme A transmembrane transporter activity. The transcript has 9 exons. Bases 212 to 1174 code for a protein of 320 amino acids. Gene Ontology annotation, biological process: mitochondrial coenzyme A transmembrane transport.
CGCCGCCUCUGACGCGAUCCGCAGGCGCCGCAGCGCGGCCCCGGCCCGGCUCAGCCCGGCGCGGCGCGAUGCGGGGCCGCAGUGACGGCGCGGGCCGCCCCGCGCUCCGCCCCUGCGCCGCGGCGGGGGCGCCGCCCGGCGCCAUGCGCUGCCCGCGCCGCCCGCUCGCCGCCUGAGGCAGCCGCCACGGCCGCCGCCCGCGCCCUGCCCCAUGGCCACCCCGGCGGCGGCGGGGCCCGGCGCCGCGCUGCCCCCGGGCGCGGCGCGCCGCGACUUCUACUGGCUGCGCUCCUUCAUCGCCGGAGGUAUUGCAGGAUGUUGUGCCAAAACAACUAUUGCACCACUGGAUCGAGUAAAGAUUUUGCUGCAAGCUCAUAACCACCAUUACAAACAUCUAGGAGUGUUUUCUACAUUGCGUGCCGUCCCAAAAAAGGAGGGUUACCUUGGGCUAUAUAAAGGAAACGGGGCAAUGAUGAUUAGAAUCUUUCCAUAUGGUGCAAUUCAAUUUAUGGCAUUUGACCAAUAUAAAAAGGUAAUAAAGAAGCAACUUGGGAUUUCAGGGCAUAUACAUCAAUUAAUGGCUGGAUCUAUGGCAGGUAUUACAGCAGUGAUUUGUACUUACCCUCUUGAUAUGGUUAGAGUUCGUCUGGCGUUCCAAGUAAAAGGGGAACACAAGUACAUGGGAAUUAUCCAUGCAUUCAAGAUGAUUUACACAAAGGAAGGUGGUUUUCCUGGAUUCUACAGAGGUCUGACGCCAACUGUUGUAGGAAUGGCUCCAUAUGCGGGUUUUUCAUUUUUUACCUUUGGUACCUUAAAGAGCAUUGGACUUGCUCAAGCACCUAACUUGCUUGGACGGCCUUCAUUAGAUAAUCCGGAUGUCUUAGUUUUGAAAACACAUGUAAAUCUGCUGUGUGGUGGCAUAGCUGGAGCGAUAGCUCAGACGAUAUCAUAUCCACUUGAUGUAACUCGUAGGCGAAUGCAGUUAGGAGCAGUUCUCCCAGACUCUGACAAGUGCCUUACAAUGGUGCAGACACUGAAAUACGUGUAUCAACAACAUGGAAUAAGAAGAGGAUUAUACCGUGGUUUAUCUCUAAAUUACAUUCGUUGUAUUCCUUCACAGGCCGUGGCUUUUACCACAUAUGAACUUAUGAAACAAUUCUUGCACCUCAACUAAAAUAUUUUUCAAACUUUACUGUAGAACUACACUAUCAGUCUUCAAACUAUAUUUGUGAGUAAAUUACUUGAAAUUUAAAAAACUAUCUGUUACUGUGGAACUGCUGUUGUCUGACAACUUAGUUUUAUUUGCCAAAACAUGGUUAAUUUCCUGGAGUGAAACCAGGAAACAGAUAAAAAUGAACAGUAGUUAGCUAUAAACAUUUUUUUGCACUUGAUCUUGUAAGCUUCCUUAGAUUAAGGUUAAGAAUUACACAGUUUUACAAUUAUGCCCAGAUUUUAUACGGGUUUUGAGCUGUUAGUUAUUUAGCUUUAUCACCAUUCCAGGAAUUAUACUCAUGGUUAUAUUGCUUUUUAAGCUAGUAGUUAGGCAUCUGUUCUUCAAAAAUUAAAUUGAAUAAGCUGAUUUGAGUAAUACAUAAUGAUUUUCAAACCCAAAUAUUUGUCAGCCUUGUAGAAGCUGAAUUCAGUAGACCACAAUUUAAGCAUCUUUUCAUUCUUUUUUUGUACAAGUUUUCUGUACAGUAAGAACAAUGCAUAUAUCUUCAGAUGGGUACGUAUGAAAGUCUCUUCAACCAUUUCAAUAAAUAAUGACAAUGAGAUGUAUUUAAUGUUAUUAGCAAUCUCGCAAUUAGGAAAUCAGUUUCUUUGCACACUCCCUAAUCUAAAAAAUCUGUAUCUAUCCACACAAUUAAAACCAGGUCUGGGGCAGUAUUAGUUUUACAACAACAAGUGUUAGAAGAAAUCUCUUAAACACAGUUAGUAUGGGCCUGAUCUUGUAAUGCAUUUAUGUACCUUUUCUGCAGUGCUGAAUAUUCUCAAAUCAUUUUCCACUACUGGCUCCUACAAACAGGUUUGUCUGUACCUUAAAACAUGGUGACAAACACAACUGCAUGCUGCUGCAUUUACUUGUUUGGGCAUAUGGAUAAUAGUCAACCUCUUGGCCAAAAAAAAAAAAAAAGAUUGUAUUGGAGUCUGUAGAUGUGUAUAUGUACUGUCUCUAAAGUAUGAUAUGCAAUAGACUAUUACACUUUUUUUCCUCCUACAAUUUCUUUUGUAAAGGAAUUACUUUCUAGACUUGUUCAUACAUGAUUGGUACUCUUGACUUUUAUUCACUUGAUUCAGGAAACUGUAAAACAUUUACUUUAAGUGAUGUAAGUUAUUUAUUUAUUGUAAAUAUUUUAGCAGUGUCCUUUACGAUUUGGUAAUGGUCAUGUUAACUAAAUUGGUGGUUGGUAAGAUCAAUUUGCUUAAUUCUGACAAAUUUUACAAACUGGAAUUUGAAUUAUAUAUCCAAGAAUUUUUGUGGCUUAUUUUUUUCCCCCCAGUUUCUUAAAAGUAUGUAUUUCUUUGAUAUUUAACAAUAUAGUUACAGACAGAGAAUGAGAUGUAUUUGAAUUUAUUUUAUUAAAAAUCUUGAACUAAUAUCUUUGUGUGAUUUGUAAGUGCUGCAGCCCAAAAAAUGCAUGCUUCUGGAAUUAUCUGUAUGUUUCCCCAUGUAGGUAAACUUGCAUAAAACUGUCAUUCUUAAUUAAAAAGAGACAACAAUUCA